AUGUCUUCCAGACAAAAGAGGCAGAGUAAGCCCAAGGCGCCAGCAACACCAACGACGCCAACAACUCCCAAGGAGACCGGAGAACGAUCGCAGUAUCUUCCGGCAUCCACAGUUUUGAAGAAUGUCGCUCGCGCCGUGGCACUUCUCUUCGUCGCCGGAGUGGCGUCUCCAGUGUCACAGCUCAACCUUACGCCGGUCUUCGGAUCUAUCCCAGCUUCAUUGCACCAUCAGCAAGCAAUGACAUUUUCCGCUCUAGCGGGACUAGGUGUCCGCCGAUUGUUGAAGGGAUACGUGUCGGUCGAUGUAUCUGCCUGGGUUACCGUUCUCGCGUACUGGACACCGCUCAUUCAAUGUUUUCUGUUCCCACGCAGCACGCAGCUUGGCAUCGACUACGGGCCUUUGAUUGUCGAGUCGCUCACCUACUUUCCUCUACUAUUUCUCUCGAUGUACGCUGUUUCCGACCUGCUGGAUACGGUCGACUUUUCUCGCUGGGACCUACCCUCUGCCCUUGGGGACGCCAUUUUGCCGAUGACCUCUUACGUGGGUGUUUCGUUCGUCUCCAGAUUCUUUGGCGCGCUUCUUCCUGCUUUCAUAGGACAGCAUGUCUAUUUAACGCGUAUCGGGUUUCAAAUGCUGCUUGCAUCGGCUGCCGCUUUUGUCACACCCUCUAAGCUGCUAGUCCUGGCCUUCCCUGCCAUCCUCCACACGCUCUGGAUGAAUCCUCAUCACCCUUCCGACCAGGCUUUUCAGAAGGCAAAUGCAACGCUGGUUGCUACCCAGAAUUAUACUAUCCUUGCUCGUCAGGAAUCAUUGACUGGCUAUGUCUCUGUGGUGGAGAACUAUGCGGACAACGCCUUCCGUCUAAUGCGUUGCGAUCAUUCACUUCUCGGUGGAGAAUGGCUUGUCACGCCUGACUCGUACAAGAAGGGCCAACGCCAGAAGGAGAGCAUUUUCGCUGUCUUUGUUCUCUUGGAAGCUGUUCGUUUGAUUGAGGAUCCAGAAUUGACUCCCAUCAAGUCAGUGCCCCGAGCCCUGGAUAUCAAACCCGUCCCCGAAUCCGAGAAAGCAGCUCUUGUGAUUGGUCUUGGAAUCGGAACAGCGCCUAAUGCGCUCAUCGCACACGGUCUGAACACAACUAUCGUUGAACUUGACCCUGUCGUUCAUAGGUACGCAACAGAGUACUUCGACCUUUCUCCCAACCAUACAGCCGUCAUUUCCGAUGCCGUACGCUUCGUUGCUGAUACGUCUGUUUCCGCUCCCAAAUCCUACAACUACAUUAUUCACGAUGUUUUCACCGGUGGCGCCGAACCCGUCUACCUCUUCACCACCGAAUUCAUGCAAGGCCUCUACAACUUGCUCACUGAUGAUGGCGUCGUAGCCAUUAACUACGCUGGUGAUUUAACGCUCGGAUCCACCAAACUUGUGCUCAACACCAUCCACGCUGUCUUCCCCGCCUGCCGCCUCUUCCGCGACUCGCCUGCACCGGAAGGUCACAAAGAAGGUGAUUCUGAUUUCAUCAACAUGGUGAUAUUCUGCGUCAAAAACGACCAUGGCAAGGGGAAGAAGGCCGUUGGCUUCCGCAAGGCGACAAGUAACGACUGGUUGGGCAGUAUUGCGCGUAGGAAUUUCUUGCAGCCGAGGGAGGAGCUAGAAGUCAAAUUCGACUAUGAGAGUGGCGGGCAGGUGAUGGGUAGUGCGGAUGUAGCGGAGUUGGAGAUGUAUCAUGAGGAGGGUGCCGUGAGCCACUGGAAGAUCAUGAGGUCGGUGCUGCCGGCUGGUGUUUGGGAGAUGUGGUAG
This is a messenger RNA of Ascochyta rabiei, 1797 nucleotides long. RefSeq lists its product as uncharacterized. Bases 1 to 1797 code for a protein of 598 amino acids. The transcript has a single exon. The record is from RefSeq and is a predicted model, not a curated record. NCBI's taxonomy places the organism in Eukaryota, Fungi, Ascomycota, Dothideomycetes, Pleosporales, Didymellaceae.